Zygosaccharomyces rouxii is the source of this 1089-nucleotide messenger RNA. Its product is annotated as CAP domain-containing protein. The transcript has a single exon. NCBI's taxonomy places the organism in Eukaryota, Fungi, Ascomycota, Saccharomycetes, Saccharomycetales, Saccharomycetaceae. The coding region runs from base 1 to 1089 and encodes 362 amino acids. Gene Ontology annotation, cellular component: extracellular region. The record is from RefSeq and is a predicted model, not a curated record.
AUGCUCUUUUUACCUGCAAUUGUCGCCUCAUUAGGCCUUGCCAACGCUGCUGUCGUUACUGUGACUAACCACGUCCACGCAGAUGCUCUUGUAUCGGUGCAAGGUAUCCUUUACGUGGAAAAUGGUCAAACAAGAACUACUUUUGUCACUGAAGGUGGUGCUCAACCAACUUCCGUUUCCAACCAAAUCAGUUCAUCAGUUGUUGCAGUCCCUGCUACUCCUUCUGGUAGCCAAGCCACUGAAUCUUCUAGCACACCUGCAAGUGGAUCAGUUACCGUGAUAACUGAAACUGCCGGAUCUCCUGCUUCCACCUCCGGCUCAGCAGCUCCAUCCACUUCUGGAUCUUCUUCCAGUUCCGGCUCAGCAGCUCCAUCCAGUUCCGAAUCAGCUCCUGCUCCAUCCACCUCCGGAUCAGUUGCUGCUCAAUCUUUUUCUGAACCAUCUUCUACUUCUGCUUCUGCUUCUGCCACUCCAUCAGUAUCUCAAGUUCCAAACGCUGCUUUCGCUUCUGCUUCUUCCUCAUCCUCAUCUUCUGCACCAGCUUCUACUUCAAGUGCAGCUACUACCACCUUGAGCCCAUCUUCCUCUAGCCAAGCACCAUCAAGUGCUUCAUCCGCUGCACCAUCAAGUGCUUCCUCAUCCGCUGCACCAUCCAGUUCUGGUUCUUCCGAUUUCCAAAACACGAUGGUUGAUCGCCACAAUGACAAGCGUUCUCAGCAUCAAUCUACUGGCUCAUUGGAAUGGGAUGAUGAAUUGGCCAACUACGCUCAAAACUACGCUGAUAAAUACGACUGUUCUGGUGAUUUGGUCCAUUCUAAUGGUCCAUACGGUGAAAACUUGGCUGUCGGUUAUGACGAUGAAGGUACUAUCGAUGCUUGGUACGAUGAAAUUAAGAAGUACAGCUUCAGUGACCCAGUCUUCUCCGAAUCAACUGGUCACUUUACUCAAUUGGUCUGGAAGUCUUCUACUAAGGUCGGUUGUGGUAGUAAGCAAUGUGGUGGUUCCGUUGGUAAGUACAUCAUUUGCAACUAUAACCCAGCUGGUAACUUCAUUGGAGAUUUCUCUCAGAACGUUCUCCCAACCUUAUAA